Triticum dicoccoides is the source of this 3400-nucleotide messenger RNA. Its product is annotated as rab3 GTPase-activating protein catalytic subunit-like. The transcript is spliced from 21 exons. The coding region runs from base 40 to 2865 and encodes 941 amino acids. Gene Ontology annotation, biological process: positive regulation of GTPase activity. Gene Ontology annotation, molecular function: GTPase activator activity. Lineage: Eukaryota; Viridiplantae; Streptophyta; Magnoliopsida; Poales; Poaceae. The record is from RefSeq and is a predicted model, not a curated record.
ACCAGUACCAAAGUUCGCGAAUUCUUCGGCCGACGCGGCAUGGGCACAUCACCCUACCUCCCUCCUCCUCCACUUCGUCUUCCCCCCACCGAUCCAACGAGGCAGACAGGGAAACUUCCUCGCUACCCCACCCCGCCGCCCACCCCCUCCUCCGGCUCGCCGACGGAGGGGAUCGCCGACGCCGACGCCGACGCCGCCAUGGCUUCCACCUCCUCCAAGCACGCCAAGCACCGCCGGAUCGGAGAGGACGACGACGACGAGGAGGAGGAGGCCGAGGAAGAGCUUGGGCGGUUUGAUGAUUUCACCAUUGCUUCAUCUUGGGAGAGGUUUAUAUCUGAGAUAGAGGCAAUUUGUCGUCAAUGGCUAGCAGAUGGCCCAAAGAUCUUGAUGCAAAAAGGUGCAGAGACUGUGCCUUCCUUUGAAAACUUGUACAUGGUCAAGCGUGAACUGAAGCAUGGGAAAAGAGUCUACUGUAUGGAGUAUCAUUUUAGGAAAUCUGCAAAAGGCAAAUAUUCGUACUGGGAUGAUGAUACACAUAGUACACAACUAUCCUUUGGAGUAGAUGAGUUUCUGAUAAUUGCUCCCUUGAGUGCCAGCGGUGUUGUUCUUGAUGAUCCUGAAUCAACUAAGCUUUUGAGUUCUGUAGCAAUUGCAUUGUCUAAUUGUGGCAGCAAUUGGCCAGCAUUUGUACCUGUUCAUGACCCUUCACGAAAAGCAUAUAUAGGAAUUCAAAACAUGGGAACUGUAUUUACUCGAAGAUUUGAAGCUGAUCGAAUUGGUAGCCAGGUCCCAAUACGACUCAUGCAUCUGGAGGGUUUACAUGAGCUAUUCCUGUCAAAGUUUGUCCUAUCCUCAACAGAUUUUCCAGCAAAGGUUAAGGUAAACUUCUCGAUGAAGCUUACCUACAGAACUCCUGAACAUGAUUAUGAUCAUGAGGAGACUUUGGAUUCUGAAGCUACCGAGUCAAUACCAGAAAGUGAAGUUGCAAGCCAACCCAGAAAACAAUGGGAUGAUGAUUGCCCUUGGGCAGAGUGGUACUCUGCCGAGGAUCCUGUUAAAGGUUUUGAGUUGACAACCAUUUGGGGAGAGAAAAUGUUUGAAGAGAGCUUUGAGAUGGCUGAGGUGGAAAAUGCUUCGUCGUUUGAUGCUGAUAGUUGGCUUCUUCAACCAGUGGUGUCUCCAUACAUGGUUGAUGAUUCUAUUGGGAAGUUUGUUGGGUUUGCAUCCCAGCUACAUCUGCUAGUAAAUGCAUUUGAAUCGUCAGCAGAGGCACAAUUUUUGGAAGAUUUUGUCGCAGAUAAUUCAGGCCAAGACAAUUCAAAAUCUUCUGUUGCUGUGCCUCCACCAUCUGUCAUUGAUCGUGUUAUGAAAGAUCUUUUCAAUGAUGAGGUUGGAAACUCAAAUUAUGUGGAACCAGAAAACAAGUAUGGUCGCGCUUUGAAAGGAGCACCUUCAGAUUCUCUCUUUGCUCAGUUCUGUUUACAUGCAUUGUGGUUUGGCAACUGCAAUAUACGUGCAAUAGCAGUCUUAUGGAUUGAUUUUGUGCGCGAAAUUCGUUGGUGCUGGGAGGAGUCAGAACGACUACCGAGGAUGAAAACCACUUCUAGCAUUGACCUCUCUGCUUGUGUAAUCCACCAAAAACUACAAAUGCUUGCGAUAUGCAUUGAGCGGAAGAAAUCAUUGAAUCGUAAGAAGGAUACUGAUGAUGCACAUAAAGAAAAGACUUCAAAUAGCAUGGCACCUGAUAAAAUACGUAAAGGAUCAGCAGGCGUUGUGCCUUCAAUGAUGCUGAUAAAUACAUUUCAGGAAAUGCAUGCUCCAUAUACUCAGGAUGCACCUUUGAUGACAGAAGAUAUGCAUGAAGAAAGGCUCCAUGCAGCUGAAGCUUUUGGCAAUGCUGUUGGUUUAUCUGGUCAACUGGAAAGGGAUAUAUUAUCUUCCGAUAUGUCUGCUUUUAAAGCUGCAAAUCCGGAUGCUGCUUUUGAAGAUUUUAUUCGGUGGCAUUCACCUGGUGACUGGGUGAGUGAGGACAAAAGUGAUGGUAAUCCAGCCUGGCCACCCAAAGGAAGGCUUUCUCAGCGUAUGUCAGAACAUGGGAAUAUGUGGCGCAAAAUUUGGAAUGAUGCCCCAGCUUUGCCUGUCUCUGAACAGAAAUCUCUGCUUGAUUCUGUUCGAGGAGAAAAGGUGGUUCAUUACCUUGAAACUUUGAGGCCACAGCAGCUCCUUGAGCAAAUGGUCUGCACUGCUUUCAAAUCAUCAGCUGACAUUCUAAACAAGACCACAUAUGGUGGCUUCAAAUUAAUGAAGACUAAAAUGGAUCAACUAUAUGCUACAAUGGUGUCUACAUUAAGAUCUCUUCAAGGGAAAUCUGACACAAGUGAUUUGGCUGGAGAUUUGAGGCGACUUUGUCAAGUUUUCGAGCAUAUAGAGAAGUUGCUGAUUUUUGCUGCUUCGGUCCACCGAAAACUUAUAGAUGCUCCAAGACUGGCUCAAUCAAUUUUUACCGACUACUUCAAUUACUAUCUUCCAAAAAUGGGAACCAGCUUGGAAAGUAUUUGUUAUGAAAAGGAGUUCGCUAGUAAGGAAAAGGUGGGGAGGCUUGAAAGGGAGGCUGUAUCAAGCCUGUUUCGUCCCCCUACUGCUAAUCAGUCAUGGAGGAAAGUUUUGAGCAUGGGAAAUCUUUUGAACGGACAUGAACCAAUACAAAGAGAGAUCGUAUUCUCAGUUCUGGAGAACCUAAGCAACGGUCACUAUUCGAGCCCAACUCCGUUAUGUACAGAUGAACAGAUUGAGACACAUAGGAUGUAUAUAUCUGGCACGUCUAAUGAUCUCUGGGUUGCUUUAUCUGUGACAUCCUGGGACUGAGAUGUUCAUCAGACACAUGAAGAACAAUCAUAGGAGUUAGCCGGAUGUGUUGAUAUUGCAGAUCUAUCAAUUCCUGGGUUGAAGGUUGAGUGUACAAGAAAAGCGAUCCUUUGGCAUGAGAAUAAUGGUGGCGGCUGAAUCGCAAAGCCAGUGUUACGAGAAAAUUGAAGUGUCAAGUGUCAACUUGUUAUCCAUGAAAAACAGUGUGAUCUGCAUGAGGUGGCAAGCAAUUGGAUCGUCCAGCGACUGGGAUUAAGAAGCCUGGACCAUUUUUCCUGAUGACAAAGUUGUAGCUUUUGUGCUUGUGGGCAUCUGGAGAUAUGCAGGCUGCCAAGCUCCCAUGUGAUAUGAUGAUUUACAGUUGCGUGCAUGAACCGUUUGUGCAAGGUCUUGUACAGAUUGUUUUGUUUACUCACCCUCAGUGGAGUAGUUAACUGUGGUUUCAAGUAUUACACCCCCUCCACUGAGGGUGAUGGCACUUUGUCCAUUUUUUUAGUUGCAUUAUAUCCAAAUUGAACAGUACGUAGUAGUAGAA